Oncorhynchus kisutch (coho salmon) is the source of this 1824-nucleotide messenger RNA. Its product is annotated as CB1 cannabinoid receptor-interacting protein 1. Gene Ontology annotation, cellular component: plasma membrane. The record is from RefSeq and is a predicted model, not a curated record. Gene Ontology annotation, biological process: negative regulation of signaling receptor activity. Bases 365 to 1051 code for a protein of 228 amino acids. NCBI's taxonomy places the organism in Eukaryota, Metazoa, Chordata, Actinopteri, Salmoniformes, Salmonidae. Gene Ontology annotation, molecular function: type 1 cannabinoid receptor binding. The transcript has 3 exons.
GAAGGUAUGGUAAGUGCCUUUGAGCGGGGUAUAGGCGUAGGCGCCACGGGUUUGAGUGGGUCAAUAACUUUAACGCUCAACAUUAGUAGUAUAUCAAUAAUGGUCCACCACCCAAAUGACAUCCAGCCAAUUUGACACAACUGUGGGACGCAUUGGAGUCACAACUGGCCAGCAUCGCUGUCGACGCCUUGUAGUCCAUGCCCAGACGAAUUGAGGCUGUUCUGAGGGCAAAAGAGGGUGCAACUCAAUAUUAGGAAGGUGUUCCUAAUGGUUUGUACACUCCGUGUAUAAUUACGUGCAUUCAGAUCAGAUCUUUAUUUGUAGGACUAUAUAUGGCAGAAAGCUAUGGAUAAUUGUAAUCCGUAUGGUGAUUAUCCUCAGUGAGGAACUGUGUGGGAGGGAUGCAGCCAUCAUUGUUAGUGAUUUUACCCUUUUCGCCAGCUGUACACGUCACAGCAUCCUCUCUGGUGCGUUUGGAAAUGCACCAUCGCUGCAUCAUUCCGCUUUCUCUAUAAUAAUUAUAGGGGGCCCCGAGACCAUAAAAGGCUACGUUUCAAUCAUGGUCGACGAUGUUCCACCGAUUAUAAAUAUUGCCAUCGCUCUAAAAAUUCAACCGAAUGAUGGACCGGUGUUUUUCAAGGUGGAUGGGACCAGAUUCGGCCAGAGCAGGACAAUAAAAUUGCUUACAGGAUCGAAGUAUAAGGUUGAGGUGGUUAUGAAGCCGGCCAAUGCUGAUGCCACCACCAUGAACAUCGGAGGUAUCACCAUCCCUCUAGAGCAGCAGUCCAAAGAUGAGGAGUCAGUGGUGUACCAUGGACAGUACGACACAGAGGGAGUGCCUCACACCAAGAGUGGGGACAGGCAACCUGUCCAAGUCAGCAUAGAGUUUGGAAAGGCGGGCCAAUUCGAGACAAUAUGGCAGGUAAAGUACUAUAACUACUACAAGCGAGACCAAUGCCAGUUUGGGAACAAAUUCACCAACAUCGAGUAUGAAUGCAAGCCCAAUGAGACGCGCAGCCUGAUGUGGAUUAACAAAGAGGUGUUCAAUUGAGGAGCACCAAUCAACUCCUCCUUCAAACAAGCAGAGGAGAUGAGUUGCACACAAUAACUAUUUUACCAUCAACUUAAGAGGAAAAAGCCUUACUGUAGGCAUGCGUUUCAAGUCACUGAGCACCAUAAUUGUCUGUUUUAGAGAGAGGGAGGCAGUUAUCUACCAGGCUGAUCUCGGGGGUUGUUCGUAAUUGGUUGUAAUCAAUAAACAUAGUCAGGUUAUUAUCAGCAAUAUCAUUGGGAAUCACAGCUAUACAACAUCCGCUGUGUUGACUCUCAGCUCUGGCCACACGAGCUGAAGCUGUGGCCCUCCUGGACCAGGAUUGAAGACAGUUGUGGGUGGAAAUGUAUAUAACCUGACUUAUUACCUGUGAGGUGUGUGUGAUGUGAGUUGUAUGAAUAAAUUGACAUUAUAUUUGUGUUAUCCUAUGUGUUAGUUCUAGUGUUGUUUAAGCCUUUGAACAUCUGUUUACUUCUGAACAGCACAAUUGUGAUUAGCCUAUAAAGGGGGAGACAGUUUUUUUGUUAAAACUUCUCUAUUAUUUUAUGGAAAUAUUCAUAUUCUUUAGUCUAUUAAGUACUCUUGUUAUGUUGUGGGUCACUAUCAUUGUUUUGUCUCAGUUUUGUCUAUAAAUGCAUGGCUGAAUAAUCCUAUGCCUAAAGGUUUUGUUCUUCAGAUGCAGACUGAUAUCAGAUUGCCUAAACUGUUCAGUUCUGUUAUAAAUGUCAUUGAAAAGUGUGAAAGUAAAUAAACCCAUACCAGUUACUAGCGUA